AUGAAUAAGUCAUCAACUUUUUUUGAUUUUUUUAAAAUAGAGCUUUCUCUUAAUGCAAGUAUUACGUUUGUACUUAUAAACGUCUUGUUGGUCUUCCUUUCCACCUACUUCAUUAGGAAUGUAAGAAGAGUAGGAAAGGAAAACUCCUUUCCAAACAGUGGAAAAGAGAAUGAAAGAGAAGAGCAUUUUAACAUUGAACAAAUAUCUUUAAAUAGCAAGGAAUAUUUAGAAAGUUUUAAUGAUUCGGAAGAUGAGAUUUACAGUAGGAGUGAAAUAAAUAAUUCUGACCAAGUCAGCAAAAAAGAAAAAAAAAAAAUAUAUACUUACUUAAAAUUAAAUGAAGGGUUGGAAUAUAUUAAAGGGGAAUUACUAAUAAUAGACAGAGAAUUACAUAAAAUUUUAAACAAAGAAGAGAGUAGUAAAAUUGAGGACGAUAUAAAUGUGCUUAGUGCAAAGUCUACCAGUUGUAAAUGCGAUAAAGGAGAAAACAAGCCUAAUGAUAAAGUUUUAAGAAAGUCAGCAAAUAUUAGUAAUGAAAUAUGUACUACUGAGGAAGAUUUGUUAACAAGCGGAAUUAAAAGUUCAGCAUAUGUACUUAAGAAUGAAAUGGUAAAAAAAAAAAAUUCUACGAAUUACUUCUCUAAUGAUAAGAUGAUAUCAAGCAGUCCAACGGACAGUCCUAAAUGCAAAGAGCUUACCAGUCUAGGUGAUGUUUCGAACUUUAAUAACGAAACGAGGGAAAUAUUUGAAAAUAAGAAGAAGAAGAAGAAGAAGAAGAAGAAAAAGAAGAAAAUGAAGAUGGAGAAAAUGAAGAUGGAGAAAAUGAAGAUGGAGAAAAUGAAGAUGGAGAAAAUGAAGAUGGAGAUGGUAACACAUACAAAAACAAUUUCAGAGAUGAAGAAGCAUAGCAAAAUAAAGAAAACAAUAAUAAACGAAUCAGAUGAUAGUAGAGAAAUAGUUCUUAAGGUUAGCGUUAAUAUGUACGAUAGUUUAACCCUUAGUUGUCACAGCGAAAGGAAUGAAGAAAACAAUAUAUACUCUGCAGAUUUUACUGAACGAGAAGAAAAUGCAAGCAAUAAUAAAUAUAAUAUGAAUACUGCUUGCCUCGAAGAUAAGGAAGUAAAAACAAAUACAAGCUAUUUUAAUUGCUCCUGGAUGAAUGAUCGACUAAAGGAUGUAAUGGAAGGCACCGUAACACCAGUGAACCGUUCAGAAGAAAAUUGUGCAGAAAAUGGAAAUGCAUCAAUGGAGAAUGACCAUAAUGUUAACAAAGAUAGUAGCAAUAAAAGCGGAAAAAACUAUAUCAGCAGUAGAAGCGGCAAUAACGAUAGCAUCAGUAUAAGCGGCAAUAACGGUAGCAGCAGUAGAAGCGGCAAUAAUGAUAGCAGCAGUAGAAGCGGCAAUAAUGAUAGCAGCAGUAGAAGCGGCAAUAACGAUAGAAGCAGUAGAAGCGGCAAUAACGAUAGCAGCAGUAAAAGCAGCGGCAAAAAUGGUAGCAGUGGUAACGGUAGAAGCACUAAUUUCUCUAUUGUGAGCCUAGUGCAAAACCUGUUUUAUGGUUACAGAAAGAGCGUUCAGAAAAAUGAAGGGCAAAUAGACAAAUUAGAGAAAAACAUUGCAGUUAAUAAUUUGAAUAAUGCCCACAAGGAUUAUAUAGAUGAAAUAAUAAAUGAUAUAAAAAAAUACGAAGAAAAGGAUUCUUAUUCUUUAUCAAAAGAGAAGAAUAUCUCAGAUGAUAGGGAAAAUGAAAACUCUAAAAAUUAUUAUUCUGAUAAAUUUUAUGAUGAAGAAAAAACAAAUAUAAACUCGUUUUCACUUAAAAGAAAGGAAAAAACAAGUGAUCAUAUUCAGGAUACGACUAGCCAAAAGAGAAAUUCUAUUGACAAAUCUGUUCAUGUAAAUGAGAUGAGAAACAGUAAGGAAGAAGCAGUUGUCAGUGCCUCUUUCGAAGGGGGUGAAGUUGCAGCAGGUAAAAGUGCUAGAUAUGAAAGUACUCAAUGUGCAAGUGUAAGAGGUGAAAAUGCAAGAGAUGAAGGUGCAACAAACGAAAAUGCUAGACGUAAAAGUACAAGAGAUGAAAGUAUUGGAAGGGAAGAUUCUCGAUCUCAAAGUACUGGAUGUGUAAGUGAAACAGGCGAAGGUUUUCGACUUGACAGUACAAGAGAUGAAAGGACCCGAAGCGUAAAUGCGAGAGAUGAAGUUGCUCUAUGUGAAAGUGCAGGAGAUGAAAUUGCUAGACGUGUAAGUGCAAAAGAUGAAAGUGAAGAAAGUGAAAGUGCAAGAUAUGAAAGUGCAAGCCGUAAAAAUGCAAGGGACGAAAGUUCAAGAGAUGAAAGUACAAGAAGUGAUAGUUCAAGACGUAAAAGUGAAGGAGGUGAAGGUGCUCGACGUGUAAGUGCAAUAGAUAAAGAUACUAGACGUGUAAGUGCAAUAGAUGAAGAUACUCGACGUGAAAGUACAAUAGAUGAAGAUACUCGACGUGUAAAUGCAAUAGAUGAAGGUAGUCGACGUGUGAGUGCAAUAGAUGAAGGUAGUCGACGUGUAAGUGCAAUAAAUGAAGGUAGUCGACGUGUAAGUGCAAUAGAUGAAGGUAGUCGACGUGUGAGUGCAAUAGAUGAAGGUAGUCGACGUGUGAGUGCAAUAGAUAAAGAUACUAGACGUGUAAGUGCAAUAGAUGAAGAUACUCGACGUGAAAGUACAAUAGAUGAAGAUACUCGACGUGUAAAUGCAAUAGAUGAAGGUAGUCGACGUGUGAGUGCAAUAGAUGAAGGUAGUCGAAGGGUGAGUGCAAUAAAUGAAAAUAAUAAACGUGUGAGUGCAAUAGAUGAAAAUAAUAAACGUGUGAGUGCAAUAGAUGAAGAUACUAGACGUGUGAGUGCAAUAGAUGAAGGUAGUCGACGUGUAAAUGCAACAGAUGAAGAUACUAGACGUGUGAGUGUAAUAGAUGAAAAUAAUAGACGGGUGAGUGUAAUAGAUGAAAAUAAUAGACGGGUGAGUGCAAUAGAUGAAGAUACUCAACGUGUGAGUGCAAUAGAUGAAAAUAAUAGACGUGUAAAUGCAAUAGAUGAAGAUACUAGACGUGUAAGUGCAAUAGAUGAAGAUACUCGGCGUGUAAGUGCAAUAGAUGAAGGUAGUCGAAGGGUGAGUGCAAUAAAUGAAAAUAAUAAACGUGUGAGUGCAAUAGAUGAAAAUAAUAAACGUGUGAGUGCAAUAGAUGAAAAUAAUAAACGUGUGAGUGCAAUAGAUGAAAAUAAUAAACGUGUGAGUGCAAUAGAUGAAAAUAAUAGACGUAUAAGUACAAUAGAUGAAGGUACUCGACGUGUGAGUGCAAUAGAUGAAGAUACUAGACGUGUGAGUGUAAUAGAUGAAAAUAAUAGACGGGUGAGUGCAAUAGAUGAAGAUACUCAACGUGUGAGUGCAAUAGAUGAAAAUAAUAGACGUGUAAAUGCAAUAGAUGAAAAUAAUAGACGUAUAAGUACAAUAGAUGAAGGUAGUCGACGUGUAAAUGCAACAGAUGAAGAUACUAGACGUGUGAGUGUAAUAGAUGAAAAUAAUAGACGGGUGAGUGCAAUAGAUGAAAAUACUCGGCGUGUAAGUGCAAUAGAUGAAGGUAGUCGAAGGGUGAGUGCAAUAAAUGAAAAUAAUAGACGUAUAAGUACAAUAGAUGAAGGUACUCGACGUGUGAGUGCAAUAGAUGAAGAUACUAGACGUGUGAGUGCAAUAGAUGAAGGUAGUCGAAGGGUGAGUGCAAUAGAUGAAGAUACUCGGAGUGUAAGUGCAAUAAAUGAAGGUAGUCGACGUGUGAGUGCAAUAAAUGAAGGUAUUCGACGUGUGAGUGCAAUAGAUGAAGAUACUCGGCGUGUAAGUGCAAUAGAUGAAGGUAGUCGAAGGGUGAGUGCAAUAGAUAAAGAUACUAGACGUGUAAGUGCAAUAGAUGAAGAUACUCGGCGUGUAAGUGCAAUAGAUGAAGGUAGUCGAAGGGUGAGUGCAAUAGAUGAAGGUAGUCGACGUGUAAGUGCAAUAGAUGAAGGUAGUCGACGUGUAAGUGCAAUAAAUGAAGGUAGUCGACGUGUAAGUGCAAUAGAUGAAGGUAGUCGAAGGGUGAGUGUAGUAGAUAAAGAUACUAGACGUGUAAGUGCAAUAGAUGAAGAUACUCGACGUGUAAAUGCAAUAGAUGAAGGUAGUCGACGUGUGAGUGCAAUAGAUGAAGGUAGUCGACGUGUAAGUGCAAUAGAUGAAAAUAAUAAACGUGUGAGUGCAAUAGAUGAAAAUAAUAGACGUGUAAAUGCAAUAGAUGAAAAUAAUAGACGUAUAAGUACAAUAGAUGAAGGUAGUCGACGUGUAAAUGCAACAGAUGAAGAUACUAGACGUGUGAGUGUAAUAGAUGAAAAUAAUAGACGGGUGAGUGCAAUAGAUGAAGAUACUCGAAGUGUAAGUGCAAUAAAUCAAGGUAGUCGACGUGUGAGUGCAAUAAAUCAAGGUAGUCGACGUGUGAGUGCAAUAGAUGAAGAUACUAGACGUGUAAGUGCAAUAGAUGAAGGUAGUCGAAGGGUGAGUGCAAUAGAUAAAGAUACUAGACGUGUAAGUGCAAUAGAUGAAAAUAAUAGACGUGUAAAUGCAAUAGAUGAAAAUAAUAGACGUAUAAGUACAAUAGAUGAAGAUACUCGACGUGUGAGUGCAAUAGAUGAAGAUACUAGACGUGUGAGUGCAAUAGAUGAAGAUACUCGGCGUGUAAGUGCAAUAGAUGAAGGUAGUCGAAGGGUGAGUGCAAUAAAUGAAAAUAAUAAACGUGUGAGUGCAAUAGAUGAAAAUAAUAAACGUGUGAGUGCAAUAGAUGAAAAUAAUAAACGUGUGAGUGCAAUAGAUGCAAAUAAUAAACGUGUGAGUGCAAUAGAUGAAGGUAGUCGAAGGGUGAGUGCAAUAGAUGAAGAUACUCAACGUGUGAGUGCAAUAGAUGAAAGCGUUAGACGUGAAAGUACAAGCGAUGAAAGAUCAAGAGAUGAAAGUACUAGACCUGAAAGUAUAGGAGGUGAAGGUUCUAGACCCGAGAGUGCAAGAAGUGAAGGUGCUCGACGUGAAAAUGAAAGAGAGGAAAGCGCUAUACGUGUAAAUGCAAGAGAUGAAAGUACCAGAAGAAAAAUUACAAGAGAUAAAGGUUUUACAUGUGAAAGUCAAAGAGGAGAAGGUACAAGAAGUGAAAGCGUGGGAGAUGAAGGUUCUCGAUCUGAAAGUGCUGGACGUGAAAGUACUAGAGGUGAAAGUAUAAGAGGUGAAAGUGUAAGAGGUGAAAGUGUAAGAGACGAAAGUGUAAGAGACGAAAGUGUAAGAGUCGAAAGUGUAAGAGUCGAAAGUGUAAGGGGUGAAAGUACCCUGCGUAUAAGUCUAAGAGAUGAAAGUGCAAGACGUGGAAGCGCAAAUAAAGAAAAUACAGUUUCAAAAGGGGAAAAACAUAUCUAUGUGUGUGAUUCAAACAAAAGGAAGAGUAAGAAUGACGCUCAUGAUAGUAUGUAUAAGGGAGAAACGAGAAGUAAUAACUCAAAUUAUGAUACAAACGAAAUGGAAAAAAAAGGCAAAGUUCUUGAUACGAGACAAGCGCUUGAACCAAACAGAAUGCACGAAAGUCAUAAAAUAGUAGUACUAAAUGAACGAGUAAACCAAGUAAGAAACAGAAAAGAGAGUGCACAAAAUUAUGCUGAUGAGAUAAGUAUUGAGAUGGUUGAUGUUCAUACGGAAGAUGGAAUAAGAGCUAUAAGGACAGGUAGUAACAAAAAGUGCUAUGAAAUAAAUGAACAAAAAAGAAAUAAUAAAAGAACAGAAGACAUAACACAUAUCAAGAGAGACUACGUCAAAGAGGUAGAUACAUACAGUAAGCAAAGUAGUAGCAAUCAUAUUAUAGAUGCAGAUAAGAGGAAGAGUAAAGGUAACAAAAUAAACAACGUUAAUAGAAAAGAAAUUGAAAGUAACAAAACUAAGGACGUAUAUGAAAUAGAUACAUUGAGAAGAGGCGAAAGAGACUAUGAGAAAGAGAAAGAUACAUACAGUAAGCAGAAGAGUAGUGAUCAUAUUACUGAUACUUAUGAAAGGAAGAGUAAAAAUAACAAUAAAUACGACACAUAUAGAAAAAUAAUUGAAAAUAAAGAAAUCGAUGUUAUAAAUAGUAUAAAUGGUGUAAAUGAUGUAAAUGAUGUAGUCGAACCAAAUGAAAGCACAAAAGACAACAUGAAAAGGGAAGGAACGAAUAAUCAACUGGAUAAACAUGAUCAUACUAUUGAUGCAGAUAAGAGGAGGAGUAAAAAUGGCAACACGUAUGAAGUUCCUAGCAAGUAUAUUAAAUAUGAAAACGAUAUUGAUAUGAACGAUGUAGACAAAUCAAGCAAAAGCAAACCAGACUACGAAGAAGCGGAAGACAAUAAUAGUCAAGGGCGUAGAUGCAGUCUCAUCGUUGAUGUAAACAAAAGAGAAGGUGAAGAGGUUGAGACAUACACUGAAAAUACUAGCAGUAGUACUUAUAUUAUAAGUGAAAAUAAUGAGGGACAGAAUGAAGAGGAUAAAUAUAAUAAAAUAGAUAAAGCAAAAGAAGAUAAAAAAAAAGAAAUGGAUGAAUUUACUUUAAGAACACAUGACUAUGUAACUGCUAAUGAUAUACCUUAUAUUAAUAAUUCAAAAUAUGUAAUUAGUACAAAUACCUCUAACGACAGCAUAAAGGAUAACUCAAGGAAUGAUUCAAAGAAAAAGAGCUCGGGUAGUAAUAAAAACCUUAAACACAUUAAAAAAUUAAGGGAAUUCUUUAUAAGUAUAGAUGAAAAGUCAGAUGUAUUAAGAAAUACCAUACAUGAUAGUGAGGAUAGUACAAAAAAGAGUAGUGCACACAAGGAAGUUAGGGAAGAGGCAAAUGGAGUGGUAGGUGACGAGACAAGUGGAGUGGUAGGUGAAGAGACAAGUGGAGUGGUAGGUGAAGAGGCAAGUGGAGUGGUAGGUGAAGAGACAAGUGGAGUGGUAGGUGAAGAGACUGAAGAGGCAAGUGGAGUGGUAGGUGAAGAGACAAGUGGAGUGGUAGGUGAAGAGACAAGUGGAGUGGUAGGUGAAGAGACAAGUGGAGUGGUAGGUGAAGAGGCAAGUGAAGUGAUAGGUGAAGAGGCAAGUAGAGUGGUAAACGAAGCAGUAAACGAAACGUCAAACCAAAUGACUGUUGGAAUAUCAAACGAAGAUGCAAGGGAACAAUUUAAAAAUUAUGAGUUUAAAAACCUAAAGGGGCGAUACAAAUUUGAGACGAGUAUGAAUGAGUGCGAAGUAAAGAAACUGCAACAAAAUGUAAAAGAGGAGCUUAAAGAUCUAUUUGAAAAAAAUAUAAAAAAAAAUAGUUUAAAAGAGAAAUUUGAAAAUUAUGUAAAUGUACAAGUAGCCAAUGGGGAUAGUGAAAAUCCAUUUGACAAAGCCAGAUACCGGCGUGAUAACAUAAAAGAUUCAUUAAUGAGAAAUUUAGAAAUGAGGAGUAACGAAGGAAGGGCAGGGCAUCAAACAAAUGAAUCAGAAGAGGGAGAAAAUGAAGAUAUAAUGAUGAAGGAACAAAUGUUUGAAUAUACAAGGCACAGAACUAACGCGGACGUAUUGAGUUAUUCGACUGAAAUGAGUAACAGAGAAAUAAGGAAGCUCAAGAAGUGGAAAUCCCACAUGAUAUCGAAGAAACAAGAGGACGACUGGCUUUCGUCAGACGUUCUUAUGUCUUGUUUUUUGAAUUUUAUAAAAUUAAAAAAGUAUGUAAAUAUAACAGAGUUAUCAGUUAAGUUCCAAACAACAACGGAGGAUAUACAAAAAAAGCUGGAAGAGCUCGAAGAACAAGAUAUGAUUAACGGCGUAUUAGACGAAAAUGGGAAUUAUAUAUAUUUGUCACAAGAGGAGAUUAAUAAGCUAUGUUUCGAAAUACAGUCGAACGGGAAAGUAAAUACGCGUGAAGAUUUUGUGAAAAUUUGUAAUAAAGUUAUAUCAUUAAGUGUUAAUGAUAAGGACGUGGAAAAGUUGAAAGAAGAAGAGGAAAAAAUAAUUAAAGCCAAAACGGAAAUAUUCUAA
Plasmodium malariae is the source of this 8067-nucleotide messenger RNA. Its product is annotated as conserved Plasmodium protein, unknown function. Gene Ontology annotation, molecular function: protein binding. NCBI's taxonomy places the organism in Eukaryota, Apicomplexa, Aconoidasida, Haemosporida, Plasmodiidae. The transcript has 7 exons. The coding region runs from base 1 to 8067 and encodes 2688 amino acids. The record is from RefSeq and is a predicted model, not a curated record.